Molecule: messenger RNA, 1659 nt
Organism: Macrosteles quadrilineatus (aster leafhopper)
Lineage: Eukaryota; Metazoa; Arthropoda; Insecta; Hemiptera; Cicadellidae
Product: N-acylneuraminate cytidylyltransferase A-like
Exons: 6
Coding region: 610-1479 (289 amino acids)
Molecular function (GO): N-acylneuraminate cytidylyltransferase activity
Source: RefSeq, a predicted model, not a curated record
GUUUUGGUGUUGGGUUUUAUGAAUUUCUUUGGUGAAACAGUUUGGUGUUAACGUUCGUAAAUAAUGCUAUAAGCAAUGAGUUUAUGUUUAACACAUUUAAUUCAGUUGUACUUUAGGAUUUUCGUAAGCGACUUAAAAAUAUAUUGAGUUCUUGAGGUCUCUAUAGAUGUAUUUGUUGUCAGAUUAUAAAAUAUACUUUUCUGUGUCGACGUAUUACAGGGUUGUAUAAACUGCUUUGCAUAUACAUGUUAAAUAAGAAUAGUAAGUUAAAUAAACAUCAAUUGUCAAUGUUAAGCAAGUAAAUUUUGUUUCAGUUAUACUUUAAAAUUUAUAGCAAUACUAGUUUGUUCCAUAUUUUACCAAACCAUGUGGUGACCUAGUUUAGUGCUAUUUAACAUUAUCAGACACUCAAGUUACUUUUAAUAACAGAAUAGCUCAUUUUAUUACUGAACCAAGGUAACAAAUUUAAAACCAAUCUAAUAUCAACGUUUACGAAUCGUUUUUGCAAAAUUAGGCCGACCUAACCUAAAAAUCAAUAGUGGAUUAGUUGGUGACCACUCCGCAAGGAGCGCUAGUGUCGACAUCACGUGACCGCGGUAUCAGCUGAUUAUGGCGAGUGUAGAGCCGCGUACACCCCUCUCCCCCAUGCCACCCUCGCCCCCAGCUGACUGCCAGGAGUGUAAGAGACAUUUCCUCGCUAUCGCAGCCGUCGUUGUCUGUCUGGCUGGGUGUCUACUGGUGCUCAAGGUGGACAAGGAUAUAAUCGUCGAGGAGAAGAUAGAACCAGUGGUCGCCACUAAGUUGGUGGGGCUGAUUUUGGCUCGGGGAGGCAGUAAAGGACUUGCUCGCAAGAACUUGGCUACCAUCAACAACAAGACUCUACUCUCCCGUGCACUGACAGCUAUGGCCAACUCAAACUGUUUUGAUGAGCUAUGGGUGUCAACGGAAGACAAGGAAAUUGCAGAGGAGGCACUGAAGUACGAGGCCAAUGUUCACCAACGACCAGCCUCCGUGGCUGAGGACAACACUUCCUCUAUCUUGGCUGUCCAGGAGUUUGUAGAGAGACAUCCAGAUGUGCGGUUGGUGGGCCUUGUCCAAUGCACUUCUCCAUUCAUCAAAGCCCAAUGGCUGCGCGAGGCUUGUCUUAUGAUGACUUCUCAAGGGUAUGACUCAGUAUUCUCUGCAGCCCGACAGAAAAACCUGCGUUGGGAGCCUGCGGAAAAUGGAACAGUGAAGGAGCUGAACUUCAACACAGGGGAACGACCUCGAAGACAAGAGUGGAAUGGGGAGUUGGUAGAAAACGGAAUGUUUUACUUUGCAACAACUGAGCUGGUGAAUCAAAACAAACUCCAGGGUGGAAGGGUCGGGUAUGUAGAGGUCCCCAAAAACUACAGUUUGGAGGUGGACACUCCGUUAGACCUCUUGAUGGGAGAAGCCCUCGCUCCAAUUUUGGACCCUACACUUGACAACCCAGACUAAAUUUUUGGACAUCUUGUCUCAUAGCUCUGAGGUUUCUAGCAACUGCCUAAGAAGUAAAAUAUCUUAAAUACUAUGAGGUUUCAUAUUUUCAAUAGAUCUACUUUGAGAUUAGAGAGAAAUGGACAGAUGACAUAAUAACGUGGGUAGGUAUACAACAGACCAGUGUUAGUUUAACUGCUG